CGCAACUGAACGAAAGAAUCUUCGAAUAAUCAAAUCAAAUCAAAUUCAACGCAAGUAGCGCGAUUGUAAAAUUUGUAAAGCUAUAGUUUUACACAUUUUUCAUUUGAAAUAUUGUAUUAUUUAUUUGUGUUGCACAUCAAUAAAACUGUUUUACGAUGACGGACGUAGCAAAGAAGUGUCAAUAUUUUCAGGUUCAGGACUACAAGGAUUCUUUGAAACAGAAAGCUGAGCAUCUUAUUAUAAAGGGCUUCCCUGAAAAGAUUGUAAAGUUGAAUGAACUGCUAGAAACACCCAACUUCCAGAACAGAGCGUUUGCUGAUGUCCACCAGGACUUAAACAUUCCAGUACCACCACCAGUAGGUGCCGCCGCUGAGCCCAACUCCAAGAGAGCACGAGUCGACUCUGAUCUGAGCCCAGUGUCCGUGGACGGAACAAAAGUAUAUGCUCUGCCAAAUGGAAGCGUCCCAUGCAAUAAGCCACUCAGUGACCUCAUCCAUCUUGUGAAACCUCAUAUCAGAGAGCUAGUUGAAGACUCUAACUUGUUAAAAAUGUGGAUCUCCUUUAUGAUUCCCAAAAUUGAAGAUGGAAACAAUUUCGGCGUAUCAAUACAAGAGGACACACUAGCGGAGAUCCAGUCGGUGGAGUCUGAGGCGGCCGCUUUCUUCGACCAAAUCUCACGGUACUUCAUCUCACGAGCGAAAAUUGUGUCGAAAGUUGCGAAAUACCCACACAUUGAUGACUACCGGAGAGCAGUCAGAGAGCUGGACGAGAAAGAGUACCUGUCUCUGUGGCUGGUGAUGUGCGAGAUCCGCAACCGCUACUGCUCGCUGCACGACAUCGUCAUCAAGAACCUCGAGAAGAUCAAGAAGCCCCGCUCCUCCAAUGCGGAGUCUCUAUACUAGAGCCAGUUAAUACUAGCGCAUUACUUAGUCACAUCCAGUUGUAAGGAUAACGUUAUGUAAUGGCAAGUCUCUUUUUUAUUCACUAGAAAUCUGUGUUUGUGUGAGCCAUUGUGGACAGAGUUUUGAGAGUAUGGGUCUUGUUUAGGGUUAAGCUUAAUUGUGCUGUUAAAAGCAAUAAUGUCAGUAAAAGUGUUUUUUAAAUGAAUGUUUAAAGGACAAAUAGUAUCCGCAUAUCUAACUAAGCAAUAUUCUUGAUUUAGCAUUGCAAUAUCAAUGCAUUAAUAUUCACUCAUUAUUUACGGUAAUUUCCACAUUGUAAAUCCAACAUUGAUUCAUGUGUUCACAUAUCAAUUCUAUUGUUUCAAACGCCCAUUCUGGGGGAUAUUUACGUGCCACAAUAUUAUAACUACUGUUAAAGCUCUAUUUACAACGGCGUCACGGUUAUAUUUUCGUCAAUAAGUGAGAUUAUUUUGUAAGGUUCAGUUAGUUUGCUAGGCUCUGAUGACAAGAGGCCCUUGUUGAAGUUAUGCAGAAAAAGCCACUGAAAGCUCCUCCCGGUUUCUAUUUAUGUAUAAUUAUUAUCUUUAAAUAUUUUCUAGUGGGUACAAAACAGAUUUGUUCAAUGCUGUAGUUUUGUGAAGCUAAAGUCUGUCUCGAAUUUUCAAACGAAGAAAUUCUUACACAUUAAAUAAAUACAUAUUAUAAUAAUGAAUAGAUACCAGUGAUAAGUUCACCGUUCCUUGAGUAAAUAAGCUUUUUAAACUACAGCCGUUAGGUUUAGGUUUAUCCCUGAAGACAUUAAUAAUUCCAAAUAUCUUUGAUUCUAUUACCGCGAAAGUUCGAUUUGUCAGAAGUAAUAACAGUUGUUGCUGUUUGAAUUCCCUUUUAAUUUUAUAUUUUUUAAAUGGAUUAUUUUUUAAAUAAAUUUCAGUUGUAAAGUGCCUAUGGUAUUAUUAUAGACUUAUAUUAUGUAAGAGUCAGUUGACAGUUAAAAACUUCCCAACUACCCACGAUUGGCUAACAGUCAAUGUUUAAACUUGACAUUGUAAAAUGUAACCAAUUUGCUAAUAAAUUAAAUUCAUUUUUAAUGAAUGUGGAAACAUA
This is a messenger RNA of Plutella xylostella (diamondback moth), 2006 nucleotides long. RefSeq names its product proteasome regulator gamma (gene REG). The record is from RefSeq and is a predicted model, not a curated record. Lineage: Eukaryota; Metazoa; Arthropoda; Insecta; Lepidoptera; Plutellidae. Gene Ontology annotation, cellular component: cytoplasm; proteasome activator complex; nucleoplasm. Gene Ontology annotation, molecular function: endopeptidase activator activity. Gene Ontology annotation, biological process: regulation of G1/S transition of mitotic cell cycle; positive regulation of endopeptidase activity; regulation of proteasomal protein catabolic process.